AUGUCACACAGCCGUAUGCCGCCUCGUGCUAAUCACAAGUUUGCCGAAUAUGGAACACCAAUCAAAUUUCAUCCGUUGUCAGCGAGUGUGACUAGUUUACAUUCGGUUAUCAAUCCGGUACGUCCACAUAUG
Molecule: messenger RNA, 132 nt
Organism: Anisakis simplex (herring worm)
Lineage: Eukaryota; Metazoa; Nematoda; Chromadorea; Rhabditida; Anisakidae
Source: the annotation of a GenBank genome assembly